This is a messenger RNA of Gymnodraco acuticeps, 730 nucleotides long. Its product is annotated as 5-hydroxyisourate hydrolase-like. Bases 162 to 593 code for a protein of 143 amino acids. The record is from RefSeq and is a predicted model, not a curated record. The transcript is spliced from 3 exons. Gene Ontology annotation, biological process: purine nucleobase metabolic process. Lineage: Eukaryota; Metazoa; Chordata; Actinopteri; Perciformes; Bathydraconidae.
CGAUUUUGAUGAUUUUUGAAUCGUUAGAGCCAAUAGAAUUGAAGGGGGAUUUCCACAUACACACCAACGUUACCAUUGAGAAAUGAGAGCUAUGCGCACGCAGUUUGCCCGAAGCGAAACUUAUUUUACGCUCUGAAAUCUGAAAACUAGUUGUAUUGCUCAUGGAUGAUCAGAAAUCAUUCAAAGUGACACAUUGGAUUAACCUAUGGAUUAACUUCAGCAGCGUUUUUAUCAUUUUAAUGCCAUUGAAGACCACUUUAGAUCAGAAAACAACAAAGAUGAUGUCAGAGUCCAGCCCCCUCACGUCUCACGUCCUGAACACAGCAGACGGGGUGCCAGCGGCUCGUCUGCCCCUCAGCCUGCACAGACUGGAUCCCCGGAUCAUGAUCUGGACCCUGCUGAGUGUCGGAACUACAAAUGAAGAUGGCCGCUGCGCAGGGCUCAUCAGCAGAGAGGCGUUCGGCCCCGGGAUGUACAAACUGCGCUUUGAGACGGGAUCGUACUGGGAGAGUCUGGGUCAGAGCUCCUUCUACCCGUAUGUGGAGGUGAGAUUCAGCAUCUAUUCAUCUGGAGCAGGAGAAUCUAUAAACUAAGACAUGGUCAUCAGCUGCUGUCAAACAAAACUCAUCUACAGUUUCAUAUGUAGUGUCUCUACUUUAAAGAGUCCUCUCCUACUGAUGUUCAGGUGUAUAUCAGUAUGUAGUGUCUCUACUUUAAAGAGUCCUCUCCU